CACCACAACAGCAGGUGCUGCAUCACUGUUCUCACAUACACAAACACACACACACACACAGGGUGACAGGGUGAGAUCUGGGAGACGGGUACUGCACCGCUCCAUGCAGACAGGUGAGUGCGCACACAGACUUCUAUCAGGCUGGGAUCGGUUUACAUGGCAGAUGCCAGUGAUGCUGACAGACAGGUAAAGGUAAGUGCAUGUUAGCAGUAACCUGCACGCUGUGCAGCAGCGCAGGACACACCGAUGGGAGCUUAUACGCACAGUGGAUGAUGUCAACAAUGUGGAGACUUCCUGCAGAAGGUAAAUAAAUGGGCACAUACGCAGGCUGACGUGGUAGCCGCUCACCGUCAGUGUUGUGCAGUUACUAGAGUAGUUUACACGGGAUUACCAGGGGAUAAUCCAUUUACCGUAUUUAGAGACAUGAGUCUCCAUCUGUCUGUAUUUAUCACAGCGAGGGAGCCGUCAGCACCGGCUGGCCCCGCGCGGACACUCCGGGGAACAGUGCGCGACAAAACGCUACGCGGAUCCCGACGUCGCGCAGCGGAUCGUUGUCAAACUGACCCGCAGGUCUGGCUGUGGUGAUGGUGUUUCGACAUCUGAAGCUCCACUGAUGUCAAUGAAGUUUCCAUACCAAGGGCCUGCCUCUGUCACAUGUCUUCUAACAAAUGCAGCAUAACCUCUUAAAACCAACAUCCAAAGCAUAUUUGCUACUUUUCCACGGUUUCAGCAAAUCCCUGAACAUGUGCUGAACAUUUUAGCUUUUAGCUGCUUGUAGCUGUGAAAAACUUCUUUCUUCUUCUUUUUGAGUUUUCCCUUCACUCCGGAGGAGCUUCUUUCGCAGAUGAUGCGGGCAGACAGCAAAGGCCGAAGCGCCUCCCCUCACAGGAUAACCUAUAAGUCGGACUUCCAUGCCAUCAAAUGUUCAUUUGACCCUGCAACGAGCCUACAGUCGGGAACUAAAACUGCCUCAACCAGGCUGCUUUCCAGUCAGUCAGAUCCCGUAAUGUCCCACACCAGCGCCAUGGCGAGCACGGGCAGCAGAGGGAGAGUCCUCAGCACCAGAGGAACCAAGAUCAGAGAUAACAUCUUCCUGCAAAUGGACAACCAACAGCUGAAAAAAGAUGUUGGUCCUGUGCAGAGUUCGGGCUCCACAGCCUUCCCUUCUCCCCAUAAUCCCCUUCUGCACCUCCAAACUUCAGUUUUCUCUGCAACCAGGCGGCCAGUCGUCAAUCCCUUGGCGUUUCUGAGCGCUGCGGCCAACACUUCAACUCCAGGAUCUUCUCUGCAAGCUAAAUCUUCCAGAUCGGGAGAUGUGGUGAAUAUUGACAGAGCUGCUCUGGCUCAGAAGUUCUCUGUAACGCGCAGGUUGUUUGAGACCCAGGGGAUGGAUGUCGGAAGUUGUGGCGGGCAGGUUUCAAAAGGUAUCGCUGCCAGGGGAAGCAAAGCGACUGCAGGUGGGAAAGGAGAAGGGGAAGAGAUGGAAAAAGAGGAAGACGAGGGUGAGAAAAGUAAACGCACAGGAGAGUAUAGCUUUGAUAUAGACAAAUCCAUAAAUGUACCCAUCGUAAAUGUUCACUUGACGACAAGUCCCCAUAGAUCUCCCGUACCGGAUGGUCCUGGUGACUCGCCCAACAGAUCGCGAUCCUAUCUUGACAAACCUGGUCGAGCCUUGGGAGCACAAACUGAGGAAAAAAGGACGGCGAGCGCAGCUCGUGACUUCUACUUGACCCCCGAGGAGCCAGUCAGGGCGGAACUAGUUGACGUAAAGUACGGGUCAUCAGAAAGUGACGAAAAUGAGGAAGAAAAGGCGCAGCAAGAGGGAAGAACCUGCCCUAAGGAUGGGGGGGGAAAGGACAUGCACCAAUUUGCAGCAGAAACUGCAAGUUGGUGCAUGUCCUUUGGACCCCACGUGUCGGAAAACGGCGUGGAACUGAGCAUGAGAGAAGGUGGGUCAGUUGUUCCCUCAGAUGAACACCAGAAGGAGUCAUUAACCAGCGAGACCGAAGACGACAGUGAAGUUGGAAGAGACGAGUACCAGCAGGUGAAGGAGGAAUGGGGCGGCGACGGAAAAGACAGACAGUUCUUGUUCGGUGAAAACCGGGACAAAGGGGAGAAAAAGACUGUUGCAGGAGAGGUCGAAAGUCCUGGAAGGGCUGAGAGAGGGAAAAUGCGAGAGGAAGACGACGACCUGCCAGUUGAGAGAUGCAGACCAGAGACAGUCGAAACCGAGAAAGAAACAUCUGGACUGCAAGAUGAGGUCAGGCGUGAGGAGGGCGGAAAAGGUGGUGGCGAUGGAAAAGCUGCUCAGGGAGGAGGCGUAGAGGACCACACGGGACCGGCGGCUAUCGGUGGGAUUGAGAACGAGGCUUUUGCUCUUGAGCAGGAUCCCCAGGAAAGUGGGAACUCCAUACAUGAUAAUCAGCGUUCUUUGCAAUAUGAGGAAAUUCCUGGUUUGCUUGAACUGGAUGACGAGGAGGAGAAUGAGAAUAAGGAAGAGCGUGUUGAGGAUGCCGCAAAAGAACAGCAGAGGAGAAGAGUCCGGUUCACCUCAGCACCAAUCAAGGUGUACAGCACUUAUUCCAACGCCGAGUACGACCGACGCAAUGAAGACGUCGACCCGGUGUCGUCCUCAGCCGAGUACGAGCUGGAGAAGAGGGUGGAAAGGAUGGCUGUCUUUCCAGUGGACAUAGAGAAAGGAGAUGAGGGUCUGGGCAUUAGUAUAAUAGGAAUGGGUGUAGGAGCCGACCAGGGACUGGAAAAACUCGGAAUCUUUGUCAAGACCGUCACUGAAAGAGGAGCAACACAGAAGGAUGGAAGGAUUCAGGUGAAUGAUCAAAUAGUGGAGGUGGAUGGGGUGAGUUUGGUUGGAGUCUCCCAGUUGUUUGCAGCCACCGUCCUCAAGAACACAUCGGGCCUCGUCAAGUUUUUGAUCGGGAGAGAGAAGGAGGGAGUGGAGAGCGAGGUGGCACGACUGAUCAACGAAAGCCUGGAGAUGGAUAGAACACCCAGGGAGAGGGGAAGCGCAAGCGGGGACGAGGAUAUAGAUGGCAGCUUUUCAGGGAAGUCAGUGGCUGAGGAAGUGGAGGAGGAGGAGGAGGAGGCAGAUGAAGAGGAGGAUAUGUCUUUCAUUUCCAGUCUGGACAACUACCAGCUCUGCCUCAAAUACCAGCAGCUCCAGUCAAAAAUACAACGCAGAGCAGCUCAACAUAAACAUGCUAAAGAAAAGUUAAAGGCCUGGAAGGAGCUGCAAAUUGGUUGGGAGAAGCAAAAGACUGAGCUGGAACAAAGAGUCGAGGAUGGAGAGGAGAAAGCUGAGAAACUAGAGAAGUACUGGCAGGAAGCCCAGACUCUGUGCAGGGUUGUGAACCAGCGACUGGCUGAUGCCCAAAACCAAUCAGAAAGCUUGGAGAUCAAAUACAACAAAGCCAAGAGACUGAUCAGAGAAUACCAGAGCAGAGAGGAGGAACGAGAGAAGAGAGAGGCUGAUUUAAGAGGAGAAAUGGUGGCGAGGGAAAAGCUGCACAGGGAGACCGUCGAAAGGCUACAAAUCCAGAUAGCACAGCUCGAGAGGAAAGAGGCUACACCUGAAAGAAAGACCCACUCUGGGGACGGUUCAGUCACAGACUGGUAUAUUCCACUUCCUGAUACGGGACUUCUAGACUCCAGCGCUCACAAAGCCAGAGCUCAACUGGCCCAGAAGUCCAAGCGCCACCCGCCCUCUCGAGACAAACUCCGAGAGAGCUUCAGGAGGAAGGAAAGCGAAGUUCGGAAGCUCGAGGAGAGCCUAACGCUGUCGACGCCCACGCCGACCACGCAAAGGGGCAGCAGAAGUGACCUGUCCAGUGUGUCGUCGUUCACGGACGUCGGCCCUCAGCCCCCCAACAGCCUCGUCUUCUCACCGCCCAACUACACCACUGACCGGGUCCCUCCCUCUCCGUGCAAAUCCUCUGCAUCCAGAAAGUCCAAAAAGAAAUUCCCCGACUUCAGUGGCCUGCGAAAGUCUCUUAGCAAAAGGAGAAGUGAGAAACUCUCCAAAAGGUCCCUGAGCAACAGGGGUUCGUGUGACCUGGUGGACGGGCCUCCUGAAGUCUCUCCGUCGGGUUCAAUAACCUCCAUGCCCUCAUGCCUGCCCUUCGCCUGGUUUGGAGAGCGAGGGAGAGAAAAGCAAGUGGAGGCUGAGCGAGGCAGGGAGAGACUCCGCUCUGUGUCCAGCAGCAGCUUGCCGUACCUGACCACCGCUGGUAGAAGGGGCCAGAGCAUUGGCUCUCCAGCGAAGUGCUCCAGCAUGGUGGGUCAUGUUUCUGAUCCCUCCCUCUCCGGACACUCUCACGCUUUCACUUUUUCCUCCAGCGAGACGUUGGACGAUGACCCAGUUCCCAAUAAUAACAACAUCCACCAGUGGCAAAGUCGCCCCGUGUUGGAGUGGGACAACCACCAGGUGUUACUUUGGUUAAUCGCCAUGAACAUGGAUGAGUACGCGUCAGAGUUUGCUGCCCGAGGUGUCGACGGCACGCAGCUGCUCAACAUGGACAGUGAGAAACUCAAGGCUCUGGGCGUUUGCAGUCAAAGCGAUCGGACCGCCCUCAAGAGGAGGCUGAAGGAGAUAAAGAAAAGCCAGGAAAAAGAACAGAGGAAAGGAGAGAGGACGCUGGAAAGGAAGAACACAUUUUCGGGUGUGGAGGCUGAGGAGAAAGCUACGAUGAUGGAGACGACCGUAAACGACACCAGAGGCGGCAGCAGAACUGUAAGGACUGAGUCGCUCUUAUAAAAGGAAAGCGCAGUGAUGUCGGAGAAGCACCACCAGCGUGUUUGCAGUUUAAUGCGCACAAAAUACCCUUGAAGCCAUUUCUAUUUGAUCAAUGGAAACCGUUCAUGUACUCUUAAUAACUAUGAGCAAGUUCACACUCUGCGUCUGUAAUUUAUUGUCUCAGUGAUUUUGUUGUUUUUUUAAUUUAUUUUUUUAAUUAACCUAAAGUUCUCCUUAAAAUGGUUUUAAUAUUUAUUAGUGAUGCUUUAACCACUUGGGUAUUUGCUGUAAAUGCUUUUAUGUAUUAAUAAAUAACUUUUUAAACCUCA
Gasterosteus aculeatus aculeatus (three-spined stickleback) is the source of this 5079-nucleotide messenger RNA. RefSeq lists its product as uncharacterized. Gene Ontology annotation, cellular component: dendrite; cytoplasm; postsynaptic density. Gene Ontology annotation, biological process: calcium-mediated signaling; neuron projection development; actin filament organization. NCBI's taxonomy places the organism in Eukaryota, Metazoa, Chordata, Actinopteri, Perciformes, Gasterosteidae. Gene Ontology annotation, molecular function: actin filament binding. The record is from RefSeq and is a predicted model, not a curated record.